This is a messenger RNA of Aspergillus caelatus, 1282 nucleotides long. Its product is annotated as ankyrin repeat-containing domain protein. Gene Ontology annotation, molecular function: protein binding. Lineage: Eukaryota; Fungi; Ascomycota; Eurotiomycetes; Eurotiales; Aspergillaceae. The coding region runs from base 163 to 1134 and encodes 323 amino acids. The transcript has a single exon. The record is from RefSeq and is a predicted model, not a curated record.
UAUGCGUCCUAUCCGAUACUGUCCAUCGAAUCGGGCAGAGUACAUAAUAAUCGUCGGACACCGCUUCAUGGUGCUACUGAGCACGCACACGCGUCGCUCUCGGAUCCCUUAACCGAUUUGAGUCCACGGGACCUUAACAUUUUGGAAGAACAUGGCCAAUGGAUGCUCUCCCAGGCUAUUCAGAAUUCUGAUACGUCGACUCUAAAACUUCUAAUUGGUUCUGGCAAAGUUGACCUGGACCGGCCGGACGAUGAAGGGCGCACACCGUUUUCACGUGCCGCCGAACACUCAGACAGAUCCAUUAUGAAGCUAUUAAUUGACUCCGGCGGAGUCAAUCUGGACUCUAAAGAUAAAAAUGGUAGAACGCCACUUUCCUACGCCGCCCAGUACUCAGAUGCGUCGACUGUUAAGCUUUUGGUUGAUUCUGGUACAGUCGAUGUGGAUUCCAAAGAUAACCAAGGGCGAACACCGCUAUCCUAUGCUGUCCAACACAUGGACCUAAGCAAUCUAAUUAGUUUGGUAAGGUUAUGGUGCGAUGAUGAGGUUGAACCCGGGCUCAACCCAAAUAAUAUUGUGCCCCGCAGGUCGCUUGCAGGCACUUCCACCUUGAAGACUUUGAUCGAUUGUGGCAAAGCCGACCCUAAUUCAAGAGAUACACACGGUCAGACACCGCUUGCAUACGCCGCUGAAUGUUCCGAUGCAGCAACCAUAAGGCUCUUGCUUGAGAGUCCUUUGGUUGACGUUGAUGCAAAGGAUAAUGCAGGGAGAACACCGUUUUUUGAAGCUAUUGCCAGUGGCAAUUUCGCUGCAGCGGAGGUACUUCUUAACUCGAAGAUGGUCAAUCACAAUCCUAGAGACAAUCAUGGAUAUGCACCGCUAUUCGAAUUUUUGGACCUUUACACUUAUCUCGAAACCCUGAAUGACGAUCAGGUAUUGGAAUGGAACAUCGAAGAGAUCGUUAAAACAGGCUACAACCGUCUUCUGAAAUUGCUGCUCAGAAGUAACGAUGUUAGUUUUGAUUUUCGAGAUCAUCUCGGCCAAACGCCCCUUUCAUAUGCUGCCGAAGAAUGCGGAUACUACGUUGUUAGGCUUAUGAUAGAAUCGGGAAAAGUUGACCCGGCAGAGCUCUUGUGAUGAUAGUGAAUCUCAGGAGUAAUGUAGUUACAGCUGGACUUAGCUGCCACAUAGUACAUACACUCACGAUACCAAUUGUACGUGGUGCGUGGCUCAUAGGCACCGGCCAUCAAUGAGACGUGUGCAAUGCCCGCUGCAGGGAAUACAU